Spinacia oleracea (spinach) is the source of this 1093-nucleotide messenger RNA. RefSeq names its product 40S ribosomal protein S2-3. Gene Ontology annotation, cellular component: ribosome; cytosolic small ribosomal subunit. The record is from RefSeq and is a predicted model, not a curated record. The transcript is spliced from 2 exons. Gene Ontology annotation, molecular function: RNA binding; structural constituent of ribosome. The coding region runs from base 67 to 897 and encodes 276 amino acids. Gene Ontology annotation, biological process: translation. NCBI's taxonomy places the organism in Eukaryota, Viridiplantae, Streptophyta, Magnoliopsida, Caryophyllales, Amaranthaceae.
CACUUCUCUCACUCAAACCCUAGAAUCAGAAAACCUCAACCUCAAACAAAACCCUAACCCCAAAACAUGGCAGAAAGAGGCGGAGAGCGAGGUGGAUUCGGCCGCGGCUUCGGUGACCGUGGUGGCAGAGGUGGAGACCGUGGAAGAGGAGACCGCGGUCGUGGUCGCCGUCGUGCUGGCCGCCGUGACGAGGAAGAAAAAUGGGUGCCAGUCACAAAACUCGGCCGACUCGUGAGAGACAAACGUAUCACCUCAGUGGAGCAGAUCUACCUCCACUCUCUCCCAAUCAAGGAGCAUCAAAUCAUCGAUGAACUCCUCGGAAACCUAAAGGAUGAGGUGAUGAAGAUCAUGCCUGUUCAGAAGCAAACUAGGGCUGGACAGAGAACCAGGUUCAAGGCUUUCGUUGUCGUCGGUGACGGUAACGGUCACGUCGGUCUCGGCGUUAAGUGCUCCAAAGAAGUUGCGACGGCGAUUCGUGGUGGAAUCAUAUUGGCUAAGCUGAGUGUUAUUCCGGUGAGGAGAGGUUUCUGGGGGAAUAAGAUUGGGAAGCCACAUACAGUGCCGUGUAAGGUGACCGGUAAAUGUGGUUCCGUUACCGUUAGAAUGGUGCCUGCUCCUCGUGGUGCUGGUAUUGUUGCUGCUAGGGUUCCUAAGAAGGUUCUUCAGUUUGCUGGUAUUGAUGAUGUUUUUACCUCAUCUCGUGGGUCUACCAAGACUCUUGGUAACUUUGUUAAGGCAACCUUCGAUUGUCUAUUGAAGACCUACUCUUUCCUGACCCCCGAUCUAUGGAAAGAAACCCGCUUCACCAAGUCACCAUUCCAGGAGCACACAGACUUCCUCUCCAAGCCAACCGCCAAGGUAGCCUUGAUCGAAGAUGUUGACAGGGCCGAAGCCUAAGCUUUUUUCACAUGAAUGAGCAAACAAAAAACUGUCUUUUAUUUUAGGUUAUUGAGUUAAUAGGUUUUAUUUAUAUCGGUGUUUUGGCUUUUGUAGUAAUGUCCAUUUUGCUUUAAGAGAAACCAUCUCUGGAAUCUUGCAGUUUUGUUAUAUGGUUGCUGGAUUUGGUCUUUUUAUUUAAAAGAGCCAUUCUUUA